AUUAAAUAUGAUGGACGAUGAAUUCAGUUAUUUGUUCAAAAUAAUUUUGAUUGGUAUAUUUGGAAUACAAUGAUUAGGUGAUUCAGGAGUUGGGAAGACUAACUUAUUCAAUAGAUUAUAAAAUAAGGACUUUUAAUAUGAUACAAGACCAACAAUAGGAGUAGAGUUUAUAAAUCGAACCGUUAGAUAAGAGGGGAAUUUAAUAAAGUGUUAAAUAUGGGAUACAGCAGGAUAAGAAAAGUAAGAGUUAUUGAAUUUAUUAUAAGAUUUCGCGCAAUAACAAGUGCUUAUUAUAGAGGAGCAAAGGGUGUAUUUGUUUGCUAUGAUGUAACAAAAUAGGGAACAUAUGAAUCAACACUAAGAUGGAUGAGCGAAAUAAAAUAAUAUGGUGAUCCUGAUAUUGUGAUUACGUUGGUAGGUAAUAAAAUAGAUUUGGCAGAAUAAAGAGUAUUUAAAUAUAAAUAAUAAAGAUUGUGAGAACAGAUGAAGUCUCUUAAUUCUGUGAAUAGAAUAAGGUUGGAUACAUAGAGACAUCAGCACUUAAUAAUACCAAUGUGGAUCUAGCAUUUAAUUAAAUGGUUACAGGUAAUAUGCUAUCAUCUUAAAUUUAGAAAUUUAUAAAAUUGUAUCAACUUAAAAACCCAUCAGUUAGAAUCAAUUAGGAAUCAAUGAUGUCUAUGUAUUAAAGAAAGAAACACAACCUGAUUUAUCGAAGAAGAAGAAGCAAUGCUGCUGAAAAU
Messenger RNA from Paramecium sonneborni, 740 nucleotides. NCBI's taxonomy places the organism in Eukaryota, Ciliophora, Oligohymenophorea, Peniculida, Parameciidae. The record is from the annotation of a GenBank genome assembly.